AUGGACGAGACGGAGGAGAGCCAGAAGACAGCAUCGGGCGGGGUAGUCCCGCACCUUGCGCAUGAGCUUCCCAUGGACCAGGACCAACGCAGGGCGUAUGCAGAGCAGGCGUGGGAGGUCAUGGCCGUGGUCGACUUUUGUGCCAUGUUCUCGGUGGCGCUGGGGAGGCUGAGGAGGAUCUCGCGGACAGCCUUGGUGGACGACCUGGUGGAUGGGCGUGGGGUGGGGACGGUGGCCUCGAUCCAUGCACGGCUGCUUUCGAUUCUCAUUGAUCAUGCACGGGAGCAUGGCGGGGCGGCCACGGUGGGCACAUUUGGGCCCAAGCCAUCCAAUCCGCCGCCGAAGCUGACCACCGUCACUUCGGGCGUCUCCAUCUGGGACUGGCCGUACAAGCUGAGGGACUACCUCGAGGGGUACCCGCUCCCGCUGGCGCUCUGCCGGGUCAAUCCACUGGAGGACGUGCUGUACCGCGACCUCUCGCUGCCGUUCCAGAUCCUGCUGAUGUACGAACUUGUGGAGCGAGUGCUCCACGCCACCGACGCCAUCCGCGGCACGCUUGUGGGCAUCACCGACUACGAUCCAACGGCGUAUCGGACUCUGAGCAUGGGCUCGGAUGCGGCCGGGCGGCACUACUACUACUUUGGGCAUGCCGACCGGCUCUCACUCUACCGAUCGCGGCAGCCUGCCGAGGUGGAGGCCUCGGUUGCUGACGCGCAGGCCGAGACCUUUGAGGGCAUCGAGACCGGGACGGGCGAGACGGUGACAGCGCUCGCACCAUCGUCGCACAAAAAGGCCCAGCGGGUUCUCCGCGACGUGCUCACACCCGAGGCCUCGGACUUGCCGGCGCACAUGCACCACCCGCUGGCAUCGACGCCUGCGGCCGAUGGCCAACUUGGCGCCAUGGAGCUGGUGGCGUCGAACCACACCGAGUGGCUGGCUGUCUUGGAGGCGCUAGAGGGCUCGCGGAAGAAGGCUGAGCGUGAGCUCGGCGCCGACCUUCGGGUGCUUGUCUUUGACGAGAUCGAAGAGCGGCUGGAGGAUGCCGAGUCGCGGGCGGCAGCGGCGGCGGCGCGGGCGGCGGUGGCGGCCGAAGCUGCGGCGGCAGCUGAGGCCGCUGGGCUGAGCGGGCGCCUGCCAGCGCGGGCGGCACGGGCGCGGGCGACGUUUGGGCGGAGCUCGGCAAGCAAGGACGACGACAGCGACAUCGACGCCAAGCUGCAGGCUGCAUGGGAGCAAGACCAGGAGCGGCGCCAGCGAAUUCGCGCGGCAGCUGAGGCCGAGGCGCGGCAUGCGGCCGAGGCCGCGGCUCGUGCGGCGGCCGAGGCGGCCGAGGCGCGGGCGCGGGCCGAGGCGCAACGUGCGGCCGAGGCGCAGCGGCGCGAGGCCGCGCGCGAGCGGCGGCGCAACAUGGACGCGCUGCGCGCCAUGCACAAGGCCAAACUGAUGUGCUUUAAGCGAGUGUUCAACAGCGAGUACAUGAGCGCACGGCGGUCGUCGUCGUAUCGCCGCUCGCGGACGCGACUGGAGGAAGAUACGCUGCGGGCGAUGCGCGAGUCGCUCAACCUCGCCGGCGUCGCGCCGCCGCUCCCGCCGGUUGUCCGGGUUGUGCCGACCGAGUCUGCAGUCAAGCUCAUCAAGCCGUACAAGCGGCACGCCGACGGCACGCCAGUCCUCCCGGCGACCGUCGGCAAGUACACAGUGCUCUCGCUGGGUACGGUGGUCACGGAUCGGCCGGGCUUCCACGCCGCCAACUACAUCUGGCCGGUCGGAUACAAGACGGCGCGGACGUACUGGACGACUGUCGACAAGGGUGACCCGUCGGAAAAGGUGCUGUACUACUCGGAGGUACUUGACGGUGGCGACGCGCCGCUGUUCCGGGUCUCGUCGUCCGUCGACACCACAAUGGUGGCGACCGAGACGUCGGCGACGGCCGCAUGGUCGGCCGUCGUCGCCCGCGCCAACAAGCUCCGCCCAUCGUCGACCAAGCGGCAGACCAACUCAAUUUCUGGACCGGGCUUCUUUGGCUUUACCGUCCCGACCAUUGUGCACAUGCUGCAGAACAUGCCCGGCGCCGAGGCGUGCUCGGCGUACUCGGCCACCCGGGUGGCGGUCAAAGGCGAGGCCGGCGAUCCGGCGGUUACUGCAGCGGCCAAGGCCAAGGCCGAGGCCGAGGCGCUUGCCGUGGCGGCUGCACGGCGGCAGACCGAGGCUGCUCAGGCGGCAGCGCGCGGCGGCGCGCGGGGCGAGGGUGAAGUAGCGGAAGCAGCAGGAGGCGCCGAGGCCGUGGUCAAGGCUGAGGCAGCACCUCUUGCGCCGCAGCCGCGCAAGCAUGCGUACGCCAUGCUCGAGCUUGUUCAGAUGCCCGAGGACGUGUUUGAGGUGGCGAUGACCCAGGAGACGGCGCUUGUGCUGGGCAUGCACGACUUUGAGUCGUGGGUCUUUGAGUACGUCGACACGGUCAAGGUGAUGCAGAACCUGGACAUUCCGCUCACCCUCAUUGGAGUCUCGUCGCGGACACGGCGGAUGGUGGCAGACUCGGUAGCCCGCAUUGAGCGGCUGCUGCUCUCGGCACCCGUCGCCACGCCGUCGCCGUCACGCAAGCGCAAGCGCUCCGCCACAUCAACACCCAGCCGUGGCUCGUCGUCGCGGAGGCUCUCAGCCAAGGACGACGUCGAGAUCUCCAUUGCCGAGGCCCAGUCGCGGUUCCCGGACUUUGAUGCGGCCUCGCUCGAGCCUGGCGCGCGCACCUUCAUCGACGGCCGCGGUGAGCUCAAGAUCAAGCGGAAGCGCGGCCGCAAGCCGCGCUCGUAUGCCUCGGGCCCGUCUGCGCCAGCCAGUUCUGCGCCGGCCGCAUCUGAGCCGGUUGUCACCAGUGUGAACGGCACUAGUGGCAACGACGCCAGUGCAAGCGGUACCAGUCCCAUGGAGGUGGUGCCUACCGCGCCAGUUGGUCAGCCCAGCCAUUGAAGCACCAUCAUCGACA
Messenger RNA from Thecamonas trahens ATCC 50062, 2983 nucleotides. RefSeq lists its product as uncharacterized. NCBI's taxonomy places the organism in Eukaryota, Apusomonadida, Apusomonadidae. Bases 1 to 2967 code for a protein of 988 amino acids. The record is from RefSeq and is a predicted model, not a curated record. The transcript has 2 exons. Gene Ontology annotation, biological process: regulation of cell cycle. Gene Ontology annotation, cellular component: nucleus.